UCGUAUCUUCAUGUAGGACCUCCUACCUAUACCAACCGCUGCGGUGACUCUCACCUGCCAUGCUUUAACUUGUGCAACAGAGACGCUGCCCCUGGGAGAGGCGGGGAAGAACGGGUUAACUGGAGAGUGGGGCGCGGGUUAGGCCCUGGGUGAUGAGGAACGAGGGAGGGUGAACUUCCCCUCAGAGACUCUGGUGGGGGAAAUAUGCUUUGCGUCAAUAAAACUGUGCAGGUGCACAGUCAAGAACAGAGGCUGGGAAAACCAAAGAAGUAUCUUGGAGAUGACUUGUGAACUGCGGAAACAUUUGAGGAAAGAGGCUUCAAUUUAAUGUUGGGCUUCAUCAUCAGGCCUCCUCACCAGCUCCUGUCCCUUCUUUUGUGUCCUGGACUCCGGAUACCUCGACUCUCAGUACUUUGUGCUCAGCCCAGACUCAGAGCCAUGGCUGUCUCCUCUUCCUCCUGGGAACUACCCCUGGUGGCUGUGUGCCAGGUAACAUCGACACCAGACAAGGAGCAGAACUUUAUAACAUGUGCUGAGCUGAUUCGGGAGGCUGCCAGACUGGGCGCUUGCCUGGCUUUCCUGCCUGAGGCAUUUGACUUCAUUGCACGGAACCCUGAAGAGACGCUUCACCUGUCUGAGCCACUGGGUGGGAACCUUUUGGGAGAAUAUACCCAGCUUGCCAGGGAAUGUGGACUCUGGCUGUCCUUGGGUGGUUUCCAUGAGCGUGGCCAAGACUGGGAGCAGACUCAGAAAAUCUACAAUUGUCAUGUGAUUCUGAACAACAAGGGGUCAGUAGUGGCCACGUAUAGGAAGACGCAUCUGUGUGACGUAGAGAUUCCAGGGCAGGGGCCUAUGCAUGAAAGCAACUCUACCAUACCUGGGCCCAGUCUUGAGUCUCCUAUCAGCACACCAGCAGGCAAGAUUGGUCUAGCUAUCUGCUAUGACAUGCGGUUCCCUGAACUCUCUCUGGCAUUGGUUCAGGCUGGAGCAGAAAUACUUACCUACCCUUCAGCGUUUGGAUCUGUUACAGGCCCAGCCCAUUGGGAGGUGUUGCUGCGGGCCCGUGCCAUUGAAAGCCAGUGCUACGUAGUGGCGGCAGCACAGUGUGGACGCCACCAUGAGAAGAGAGCAAGUUAUGGCCAUAGCAUGGUGGUAGAUCCCUGGGGAACAGUGGUGGCCCGCUGCUCUGAAGGACCAGGCCUCUGCCUUGCCCGAAUUGACCUCAAUUAUCUGCGACAGUUGCGCCAACACCUGCCUGUGUUCCAGCAUCGUAGGCCUGAACUCUAUGGCCAUCUGGGUCACCCACUGUCUUAAGACUUUUGACUUCUGUCCGUUGAGACCCCCAUUGUGAGCUGGUGUUGCUGUGACUUGUAGGCACGACCCAGGUGCAGCUCCCCUCACUUGGAGAACCUUGUCUCUCUUGCUGGAACACAGGCUCAGCUUCUUGGGAAAGAAGAAACUUUCACCUGAGCUCAGAUUUCAGUUUCAGAAAGUGGAAUUUUAUAUAGUCACUGUUUAUUUCAUGAAAACUGAAGUUAUGCUGAGGGCUGAGCAGCACUGGCAAUGAAAAAAAUAUAAUAA
Molecule: messenger RNA, 1581 nt
Organism: Orcinus orca (killer whale)
Lineage: Eukaryota; Metazoa; Chordata; Mammalia; Artiodactyla; Delphinidae
Gene: NIT1
Product: nitrilase 1
Exons: 7
Coding region: 328-1314 (328 amino acids)
Molecular function (GO): hydrolase activity, acting on carbon-nitrogen (but not peptide) bonds, in linear amides
Source: RefSeq, a predicted model, not a curated record